Molecule: messenger RNA, 3676 nt
Organism: Clunio marinus
Lineage: Eukaryota; Metazoa; Arthropoda; Insecta; Diptera; Chironomidae
Source: the annotation of a GenBank genome assembly
AAUUUUAGUGAAUAAAAAAUAAAUAAAUAAAUAAAACAUAAAUAUGUACAGGGGAAAUGUGAUUGUGACCGAUAAGUGAAAAAUUAUUAAAAAUGGAUCAACUGAGUGAAAAUGAUUCAGAAUUUUAUCACGUAGACCAGUGACGUCAUAAAGUGAGAAACGAAAAGUUGCGCCAACUUAAAAUUAAACACAAAUUAGCGAGAAAAAAAAUUCUUUGAGUUGUGAUAAGAAGGAAAACAUUAUCGAAAAAUAGUUGAAAACAAUAAAUUUGUGUAACAAUCGAAUCAUUCAUAAAAUGUGCAACCGCUGUUUAAGUUGCGCUUGAUCUCGAAAAAAAAAUCAUAAAUAAUUCAUUUUAAAGUUGAUGAAAAAUUUAUUUUAAUGACUAUUGUGAAUAAAAAUAUCAGUGACAACAAGCCACCGAAGAUCCAAUCAACAAAUAUGACAUCGCUGGGGAAUUAUGGAAUUAUGACUUUGAGCCGUGGUCCAUACAACGAGCUCGAUAAAAUGAGCCUUUUCCAAGAUUUAAAACUCAAGCGUCGCAAAGUUGAUUCUCGUUGCAGUAGUGAUGGUGAGUCGUUAGCUGACACGAGCACAUCAUCACCUGACUUGAUAGCACCGAUCUCGCCUAAAAUGUGCGAUGCAUCAAAUCAAGGGAAUCAAUCAGGCGCAAAUAUGCAAACUAAUCAACAACAAUCUUCUUCAGCUUCUUCGAUUGCCUCGGCGACGCCGCCCCCGUCUUCAACCCCACCAACACCUCCCGAUCAUCACGAAACGAAUGCGAAUCUGAAUUCUCAACAAAUGAUAUCUGUGAGACGUAAUUUGUCAGUGUCGCCGGAACAACGAGAAGAAAAUCAUCCCUCAACAACAUCAGAUCGACCGCCAUCGACUGAAAACCAUUCGAAACCAAAUUCAACAAACGGCUCUAACAGCGGAGCUAGUGUGAUAAUUGAUAAUCGCCCAAGAUCUCAUUCACCUGCUUCAUCAUCGCCAGUUAGACGAUCUCCUGUCGGCACUUUGCUGCAUCAGCAUCUUCAACAGGGCGCAUCUAACACAAGUGAAUUGGCAAGCUCACAACAGCAUAUUACGGUGCUUGUGACACCACCACGAGUGAAGAAUGAAAGCAAUCUUUUAAUGAAUGCCAUGACCAGAAAGUUGCCACCAUCGUCAUUAUCGUCCAACACAAUGAUGGACAGCGGCCCAUUACCAAUGACCGCACCAUUAUCAGGUCUCUCACAACUUCAACAUCAACAUCAACUUCAUCAAGUUCAAAUUCCUUAUCCGCCGACAAGUAUGAGUGCAACGCCGAUUUAUAAACGAAAUCAAGCUGGUCAAUCACCACCAAAUAGUCGAUAUAGUCCACCAUCAUCACAGGCAUCACACCAAACUUCACAGCACUUUUUUCAUCAGAAAAUUAAGCGUGAACGAUCACCGAAUCAGUUGACGAUUAUACCAUCGAAUCAUCCAAUGCGUCAACAAGAGCAGAUGUCACCGCAUCAUAUUCCUAUUACAACAGCUGCAGCUGCAGCUGCUUUACAUGGAUCACCGAUUCAAAUGCGUUCAGCUCAUGGCAUGAGAGAAGCCGCGAUGUUGUUUAGGAUAAAGAAUGAGCCUCAAAUGCAAAUGUCUCCUGGUUUUAUGCAGCAUAUGCCACAACAAAGAAUGGUUUGGGGACCACAAGCAAGAAUCAAUGGAGUGAAACCGGAAGUUAUUGGUGGGCCGUUACCACCAUUAAGACAGCAAGUCUCACCACAAUCAUCACCACAACAGACGUCACCAAAUCAAACGCCACCAAAUCGAACUACGCCUACGGUGAUCAUGGGAGAAUCGUGUGGUGUUAGAACAAUGGUUUGGGGCUUUGAACCAGUCAUGUCUUCCCCUCCACAAUCACAACAAGUACAAACACCUACGCCGCCCAUUCAAACACCACCAAGUACAUCUCAAAACUCAAAUCACUCGACCAACUCAAAUCAUUCGAGUAGUAAUAAUGAAGAAGCAGCUCAUUUACUUUUGAGCUUAGGACAAGGUGCACGACCGAUGAUGGACAAUCGUUCGAGACCAGUUGGAAGACCACCACAUGCUUUGAACAUGGAAAGAUUAUGGGCUGGAGAUUACAGUCAAUUACCAGCUGGUCAACAACUUCAUGCACUCAAUUUGAGCGCUCAACAGCAACAACAAGCUUGGCUCGGGCAACAACAAGGGCAUAAAGAACAUGGAAUGGAUGAGAUGAACAAUGAUGAAGAUGAUCAACCUUUAGUGUGCAUGAUUUGUGAAGAUAAAGCGACGGGUCUACAUUAUGGAAUAAUAACUUGUGAAGGCUGUAAAGGUUUCUUUAAGCGAACUGUUCAGAAUAGACGAGUCUAUACAUGUGUCGCUGAUGGUACCUGUGAAAUAACAAAAGCUCAACGUAAUCGGUGUCAAUAUUGUCGUUUUAAGAAAUGUAUUGAACAGGGAAUGGUAUUGCAAGCAGUAAGAGAAGAUAGAAUGCCAGGUGGACGAAAUAGUGGUGCUGUUUAUAAUUUGUACAAAGUGAAGUACAAGAAACACAAGAAAAAUACAAACCAAAAGAGUCCACCAGGUAAUGGCAAUGGUAGUGGUAAUGGAAAGUCAAUGAAUGAAGCGAAAUCAUCAAUGGCAUCAUCAACACAAAAUAUUUCGGCAUCAUCGCAACAACCACAAGUCAAGCAGGAAAAUCAAGUAAAUUUACCUGCGAGUCUUUUGAAUGGGAAUAUUUUGAAAGCAGCACUGACGAAUCCCAGUGAGAUUGUUCAUCUCAGACAUCGGUUGGAUAACGCAGUUAGUUCGUCACGCGAUCGAUCCAUCAGUUUUGAACAUGCAAUUAAUAUGAUUCAAACUUUAAUUGACUGUGAUGCAAUGGAAGACAUUGCAACGUUGCCCCACUUUUCCCAGUUUCUUGAAGAUAAGUCAGAGAUCAGCGACAAGCUCUGUAACAUUGGAGAUUCAAUCGUUCACAAGCUUGUCUCGUGGACGAAAAAGUUGCCAUUUUAUUUAGAAAUUCCUGUAGAAAUUCACACAAAACUUUUGACAGACAAAUGGCAUGAAAUUUUAGUAUUAACAACAGCAGCUUAUCAAGCUAUGUAUGGUCGAAAAUAUACAAGUUCACAACAGAGUUCAACAAAUGCAAUUGCACCAGAUAAGAAUGAUCCGGAAUACGUACAAGAAAUUAAUGCACAUUUGCAGACACUUCAAACAUGUCUCACAACACUCAUGGGACAUGCAAUUUCAAUGGAACAAUUAAAACUUGACGUGGGUUUAAUGGUUGAAAAAAUGACUCAAAUAACGAUCAUGUUCAGAAGAAUAAAGCUUAGAAUGGAAGAAUAUGUGUGCCUGAAAGUUUACAUUCUUUUAAAUAAAGAAGUUGAACUGGAAAACAUACAGGAAAGAUAUGUGCAAGUGCUGAGAAGUUAUUUGCAACAUUCAUCACCUCAUAAUCCAGGGAGACUGGGAGAUUUAUUAGCACACAUUCCAGAGAUACAAACAGCGGCAAAUCUUUUGCUUGAGUCAAAAAUGUUUUACGUACCAUUCGUUUUAAACUCUGCCACUACAAGGUAGCAACAAAAGAAUGAUUUGAACAUUCGAAGACGAUAUGAAGAGAUGGAAGCUUAACAUAACGUGAUUUCAUCGUCUGAUUUGGUGCUAUCUUGUACAUAGACGU